CAGUGCGGAUUGCGUGUACAGUUUGAAACAAAAAAAUGAAGAACAUUAGUGUCGAUCCGCAAAGCGAUUCGAUCGGUACGGGGCCGGAAGAUGCGACAUCAUCCUCGCAAUCUUCGCCCCGCUCUUCCGUCACAUCCAGCGAUAGUUUACUGGCCUUAGGUGAGCUGGCCUUGGAUGGGAACAGGAGCGAUGAAACGGCCUCUUUGCCGUCGCCGACCGCGUUGGACGUGUCGAUCGAUCAGUCGCCGUCCGGCGUCGGCAGCGGCAAGUCCGUCACGGCUAAACGUUACCCGUCUUUCCGCGAUAUCUUUAUGAAACAGAUCAGCCGCGGACGGCGUCUGUCGUCCGUGUCCAACACGCCGGAUCGUUCGCUAGACGACAGCGUCAAACACGCGGGCAAAACGAAGCGCAAAAAGAAGAAAAAGGAUAAAGCGGGCGGGACGGGAUGCGCCGGAUGGCUGGAAAAGAAGAAGAAGCGCAAGAAUUCUUCGGGAGAAACUACGGCCGCUUCGUUUAGCAGCAGCGCCGAGAGCUCUAAUGGAUCGAGUGAUCAGCCGCCGCCCUUGGUCACGCCACGGGAGAUGCAAGAACGAGUGGUGGAGGAACGUGAAGACGAGGAUGAAGAGCAGUUUCAAUACGCCACCGUUCCAGGCGGAGGGACGUACACGAAACGGCCGUCCAAUUGGACGCAUGUGGAUGACCUCGACGUUGAUAGCCUUCAUCUGAGUGCGCCCAUGAUCGUCCGCGUCGCCCCACUUGCCCGUUUAGCUCUCGAUGUGUUGAUAAGAAACCCGCAGACGUUUACGCUGACCAACUUGAGCAGUCUCAGGAGACGAGAAGAUCUGGGCGAGGGCGGUGUCGAGGACAUGAUUUCCAUUUCUGAUUUGAAUGAAGCCUCACUACUCUGGAACCUCAAAGUCCGUUACGACGCACAAAGCAUUUACACUUACACCGGAAAUAUUCUGGUGUCGGUCAACCCGUACAAAAUGUUCGACAUCUACGGCCUGGACAUGGUGAAGAAAUACGAGCACCAAAUACUCGGCACUUUACCACCGCACCUGUUCGCCAUCGGCUCGGCGGCGUAUGAGCGCAUGGUCAGCCGCGAUGUACCGGGCGGUGAGCCGCAGGUGGUCAUCAUCAGCGGAGAGAGCGGCGCUGGCAAGACGGAGGCCACCAAACUGAUAAUGCAGUACCUGGCCGCUGUCAACAAUAAAUCGCCGGCCGGAUCGUCCAGGUCUUCAUCCUCGCUGGUUACCGAACAAAUCUUGGAGGCUUCGCCGCUCUUGGAGAGUUUCGGCAACGCCACAACCGUCCGCAACGACAACUCGUCGCGCUUCGGAAAAUACACGCAAAUCUUUUUUAGAAAUGGAGCGAUAGCCGGUGCCAAGAUCACCGAAUACCUGCUGGAGAAGUCGCGGAUCGUGACUCACGCGGCCGACGAGCGCAACUACCAUGUUUUUUACGAGAUGCUCAAGGGCCUCCGCCCAGAAGAGAAGGAGCGCUAUGGUCUCACGGCGGCCGACAACUAUUUCUACUUGAACCAGGGAGGCCAUUGCGAGAGCGCUACGAAGCACGACGGUCAAGAUUUCAAGACGCUUUUGUCGGCUAUGCAAAUUCUCGGCUUCAACGCUGAAGAACAGGACGUUAUCUUCAGGAUUUUGGCUUCCGUCCUCCAUCUGGGUAACGUCUUUUUCCACCGCAAGGCGUUGAAGCACGGCCAAGAAGGCGUGGAGAUGGGCUCGGACGCCGAGGUCCGUUGGGUGAGCCAUCUGCUCCAGCUGCGCACGGACGGCAUUGUCGCCGCUCUCACCACCAAAACCACCGAGGCCCGCAACGAGAAACUUCACACACCUUUGAAUAUUGAUCAAGCCCUUGAUGCUCGAGAUGCCAUUGCGAAAGCUCUCUACAGUUCGCUCUUCGGAUGGCUGGUGAAUCGCGUCAAUUCGAUCGUAAACAAGGGCGAGAGAUCUACGUCUAUCAACAUCCUUGAUAUCUUCGGCUUCGAAGAUUUCCCCGAAAACAGUUUCGAGCAGCUGUGCAUCAACUACGCCAACGAGAACUUGCAGUUCUACUUCAACAAGCAUAUUUUCAAGCUGGAACAGCAAGAGUACGCCAAGGAACGAAUCGAGUGGCAGACCAUCACUUUCACCGAUAAUCAACCCGUGAUUAAUCUGAUCGCCAAGAAACCCAUUGGCGUUUUGCAUCUGUUGGACGACGAAUCCAACUUUCCCAAGGCGACCGACGGCUCUUUCCUCGAAAAGUGCCACUACAAUCACGCUCUCAACGAGCUCUACUUCCGGCCGAGAAUGUCCUCCAUGGAAUUCGGCAUCAAACACUACGCCGGACAGGUCUGGUAUAAUGCCGAUGGCUUUUUGGACAAGAACCGUGACACUCUACGACCUGACGUCGUCGAUUUGCUAAUCAGCAGUCGCAUUCAGAUGCUAUCCAGGAUGUUCCAGGAAAUGAAAAAAAGCCACGAAUCGAGCAAGGUACUUAACCGUGGCGAUGGACGAUUUGUCACCAUGAAACCUAGGACGGCCACGGUUGCUGCCCGUUUCCACGACUCGCUCCAAGCUUUGCUGGAAUCCAUGUCCAAGUGCAAUCCGUGGUUUGUGCGCUGCUUGAAGCCCAACAGGGAAAAAUUGCCGAUGAGCUUUGACCUGCCCGUCGUGCUAGAACAGUUGCGCUACACCGGAAUGCUGGAGACGAUCCGCAUCCGCAAAACGGGCUAUCCGGUCCGCAUGAAAUUCAACCAUUUCAUCGAACGCUAUCGCUGCUUGUUGACCAGGAGGGAGCGACGUAAUUUGGCCAGGACUCAAAAUCCGCCCGGCCCUGACGUCUGCCGCCUUUUGCUGGACAGACACGCCCAGAGUGAUCAGUUCCAGCUGGGCACCAGCAAAGUGUUUAUGCGCGAAGCUGUCGAACAGCAAAUGGAACGCAAACGGUUGGAUCACAUGCGCGAUGCCGCCGUCAAGAUCCAGCGGGCUGUACGGACGUACCAGAUGAGGAAACAGUUCUUGUCUCAACGACGAAGUGCCGUGGUGAUCCAGGCGUGGGUCCGUCGCCACCAGGCCCGCAAACGUUUCAACACGAUCCGUCGCGGAGUUGUCCGCGCCCAGGCUCAUUUCCGGGCGACCCGCCAGCGAAGACUCUACAAGGAAUUGAGAGAAGAGCUUCAACGACGAGAAGCGGAGCGCGUGACAGCUCGUGAAUUGAGCGUCAAACAACAGCAGCAAAAUCAGCACAGCCAACAAAUUCAGCCGCAACAAAAUCCUCGUUCCAUCGCCAACGAUUUGGAACGCGACGCCAAGGCGAUUGCUGGAUUCAACCAUUUGGAAAUCCCGGCCGAAUUGGCGUUUAUCUACAGCAAAUUGGACGAUUGGCAGCCUAUGCACUCUGAGCGUAACGUCGUCAAAGUUGUGGGCGCCGUUCCGUCCACGGACCGCGAACGCGAAUUGCCAUCCGAUUUGGACCAUCACGCGUUUACCAAAUUUACCAGCAUUUACUUUAAGUCUCAUUUAUGGGGAUCAAAAAAAGAACCUAUUCAAACGCCUUUAUUGCCCAAAAACUCCGAGGCCGACGUUGCCGAUUCGCUGGCCAUUUUCAAGCUGAUUUUGCGUUUCGCCAACGGGCCGAGAGGCGGUACAAUCAGUGGCGACCAAGCCCAGUGGAAACGCGAAAUGGCGCUGGGCAAUUACAUCGUCCACAAAGGCAUCGUCCGCGAACAGUUGCGCGACGAGAUCUAUUGCCAAAUUUGCAACCAAACUUGGCGAAACGAGGACCCUCAGGCCGUCGCGCGCUGCUGGAACCUCAUGGCCAAUUGUCUCUCCGCCUUUCCCCCAUCGCCCGUCCUCUACAAAUACCUGCUCAAGUACGUGUCCGAUCAUGCUUACGAUGGAUAUCGGGCCAUCUGCCAGCAGAAAUUAAUGCACUCUUAUGCGAUGAACCCCGCACUGGCCCGAGCUUAUCCGCCAACGGUGAUGGAAUGGAAGGCCAACCGCAAAUGCGUCAACAUGGCCCUGGAAGCCCGCUAUCCUGACGAUGAGAGUCGACAUGCAGGUGUCGAGUCUUGGUCAACAGCUGAGAGUGUAGCUUCGCUGCUGAUGCGAGCCAGAGGUUUAGAAGGCAGCGAGGCAGAGGGCUGGACGGUCAGCAUGGCUCAAGACGACGAGUUUUUCGAUCUCAACGGCCAGGAUUUCGUGCUGGACGUUGUGGCUGAGCUGGAAACACCGCCGGCCUUCCCCAUCCACAAAGGUGGACAUUUCCUCAAUUCCAGGAACGAGAACGAACCGCCUUAUUCUCACGGACAAUCCCGCACGCCCAAUGGAAUGUCACCUUCUCGAAAUGGGCAACGGAACUCAAAGAGACAUGCUGCGCACUCGUCGUACGCCGUGCACCGCGAUGAGCCCGGCCGGCGCAGUUCGGGCGCCAUCAUCGGUGGCAAGCGUUUCUUCAAGAGCGAACAGAACCGCUCCCAGGCCAAAAUGAGUCGCAGUUUGGAUAACCUUCUCCACGUUGAAUCGGGUAACGAGGCUGAGUUGACAAGUAAAAUGGGCUUGUCACGCAGCAGACUCAACGACAGAUACCGCUCAAUGGACAAGCUCAAGGCAAGCAACAAGAGUUUGCUGGUCCAACGCUCGGAGAGCCAUCGUCACAGUGCUGGUGGACAUCAUCCGAGACCAGCUACAGCUGGCGGUGAAGCUGAGUGGAGUAAACUGGGACUCAGCAGCAGCGCUCUCAAUAGCAGAUAUUUUAGCCAACAGAAUCUGAAAGCCGGAGUUAGGGCCACAGAUAGCGACUCGUCCGAGCCGGACGAGAAGCCAAGACGAAAGAAGUCGUCCAGUUCCAGAUCUAACGGCCACACGCCGUCUAAGAGAAAAGGCGGACGACAUGCAGACGAACGGACGGAUGGAGGAGAUUCUGAUACUGGAGAGGACAAUGGCUCUGACCUGGACAAUUGUCGCCAACCCGCCAAGACGGAAGAGUAUUACAACGGCCGAAAUAAUGGCCGUUUCAUCAAAGCCCCACCACCACAAGCUAACGGCAAAAAGGGCAAGGGGGCCGUCCACAGUUCGAGGGCCUACAUCGAGACCCGUAACGCCUCCGAAUCGAAAGAACACUUGGCCAAAUCUUCGGCCAUGUCUGAUACAAGUGAAACGGUUUCGCUCACUUCUCACAUUCGAGUUCGUGCUCCGUCGCAAUCAUCAAACGUGGAUCAGUAUUUGGAUGAUUUGUUCAUGCCCAUCCUGGAUGGAAACAUCGACGAGUUCUCCGACGCCCGAUCUCUGGCCGCUUCCAUUAAAGGAGGCCGGGUAAAACGGAACGAGCCUGUCGAUGAUUUCGUCGAUAGCAUCAUCGCGGACAUCCGACCGGACGAAGAUCUGAACGGAGCCGAUGACGUGAUUUCAUUGGCCGCAGCCAUUCGCGGCGGUGGCAAAGGUUUGAAGGAUCCCGGACAAAAUUACACGAGUCCGUCUCGCGAACCGGCCUUCCAGCCGAUUGGCAUCAACAUCGGCACUCCGCAGCAAUCGCUCGGUCUCAUGUCACCCUCGCCAUUAUUGAUGCCCGGAUUCUUUGGAGCGUACGCUCCUUUCCCCUUGCCGGAUCCCGGACUCAAAUUCUACAACGAGAUGGCCUCGGUCCAGCAACAACAGAGCGCGUCUGUGCAGCCUUUCUCUUUCCCCUACACCACCAGUAGUCCUCUACCUUUCUUUCAAAUGCCGUCAGGAUUUCCGUCGAUGGGAGCCCCGAAUUCAUCAAACAGCGGCGGGCCGACUAGUGGCAUGGAACAGGCGGCCCUGCAACAAAACUUGAGCCGGGCAUUUUUGCAAUCUGCUGUUGCUCAAAAUAUGCAGAUCCAGCAGCAAUUGAUGGCCCAGAAUCAAGCGCUCCAACAGCUGCUCCAAACGCCGGCCCUACUCCACCCAUCACCACAUCCACUACCACCUUCUACCGUUAGUUCUACUCCUCUGAUUAUGACCGUUUCGCCCACGUCUCCCGUCUUGAUGCAUGUCUCCUCCACCACGUCAAAGGCUCGCCCGGACGGUAAAUGGCGGCCAGCAAAGAAGGAAGCUGGUCACGAUGACGAUAACGAGCAGAGCGGCAGUCGAACAGUCGACAUCCAAGACGAUUCCGAUCUUUGGCGCAUCGAGGGACCUUCAUCGGCGCUGGCCAGGAGCGGCUCUCGUGGUCAGGGUGACCAAGUGCCCGCUCCCAUUUUGCCCAAAUCACGUAGGGAAUCGGGACUACCUGUUCUCGAAGCGCGUCAAUCGUUUUCGCGCACUCAGCAAGCUGACAAGACACCCGACUAUGUUUCUGCACGCAAGUUGAGCCUCAGUCACGAACCGACUGUUUUCAAGGGGGCUCCUCCUCCGCCACCGCCGCCUUUGCCGCCCGAGCCCAUUUUCGGCGAUCCCAACGCCCCUCACCACUUGAUGGACACUUAUGGACGGGCCAAAACGGUCCGCAUCGGCAAGUGGAGAUGGCCUCCGGCCCGUUCCGAUGACGAUCCCUCCAUUCCGCUCACCGGCAGUUUCCUCGAGUUCAAAUUGCAACAAAAUCAACGAAGAAGAUCGCAAGAAAAUGGCCAACCUUUCGAAGGUGUUGAAUGGGAUUCUUUCGACAUGGAAUCGGAGGAAGUGAAAACUGACGACGAUGUCAAUGAAUCGACCAACCCAAUAUUCAAAAAUCGCGAGCGGAGCGUCAGUCCGGUCCGUCCGUUGAGGGACGUGAAAACGACGCCCGGAAGUAUCGGCAAGCUGAAGAUCAGCAGCGAAAUGAGGGCCAAGUUGGAAUUGGUGACGAUCGCCCAUCAGGCAACAACGAAACCGUCCCACGAAAGACCAUCAGAAUCGAACGAUCGCUCCGAAACUGGAGGAGGUGUCCGCAAGCUGGAAGACAAUCGCCGUCUCAUGUUGCAACAGCAGCUCAGCGGCAGAAAAUGGGAUACGGUCGAAGAAGUGGAACGUAUCACCCGUAGGGUGUCGUGCGACGAAAGGACCGACUUGAUCAAAGCCGUCCAUCAAAGACCUCCCGCUGAUCAAGUGGAUAGAGCUCGUCGAAGUAGUGACAUGUCUUCAUCGAACACUCGAUCGUCUCAGUUCGAAACGGCUGUCCAGCGGUCAUCUUCUCCGCCGACUACUUAUUAUUCCAUGCAGGAAUCCAACGCUCAAUCGUUGUCCAACGGCCUGGAACCGCGUCUAUUGGCUUCAUUUCCAUAUCACGAAGAACAACGCAAGACAUCCAUCGACGACGAACUGGCUGCCAGGGCGUUGGAGAGCAUUCACACCAAGCUGUACGGCCCUUUAAAUGCGCCCUUUUUCACGUACAACAACGUGCCCUGGACGCUCCACGUCCGCAAAGAGUUGUUUUCGCCGUCAGAAAAUGCAUUGGUUCAUCCACUGGGAUUGCACUUGAUAUUUUGUCAAGUCGUCCAGGAUACGUACAACGACGCCUGUCUCAGGAUCAACCGUGACGAUCGUGCCAAGAUGCAACAGAUGUUGGAGAAUUAUGGCAUCACGCCCGAGAACGCCACUAACGGCCACCACAAAGUCACGCUCAAGCGCAACGUCGUCGAGAUGGCCAAAGAAUGGCCGCUCUAUUUCGCCCGACUCUAUCCCGUUUCCGGUUCUCGACAACACGCCGACGUCCAGUUCUUGGCCGUUUCCCAUUCGGGCGUCCGAUUGGUCAAGCGCCAGCAGAGCGGCCAAACGGAAUCGCUGCACGUGUUACAAGCCUUCGGUUUCAGUGACAUUUUGAACGUGACAACACCGCGAUCGAGCAACUUGCAGGUUACGCUCAGAACUGGCGGACCGUUCCAGUUUUACACGCAACGAGCUGCCCUCAUCCGCGACCUCGUUCACCGCUUCGCCAACGAAGCCGAAAAGGAACCGCUGGAGUAUGUGAGAGCAGUGGCCAAUUACAUCACUCGCGAAUCGACUCUUCUCAGUUUCCGCAAAGGCGACGUCAUCCAGGUCGUCCGCGACGAGCAAUACGUCGACAAAGGCUGGAUGUUUGGCAAACUAGACGGCCGCGUUGGCAUUUUCCCGGCCGAUUACGUUGAACCGAUGAGUCGCGCCGAGGCCCGCAAGAUUUCUGCAUCUUCAUCGCGCCACACCAACCAGGAUGAUUUGUACAGAGUGGGAGCAGUAUCACCCGGACCUCACCACGACACAUCGCUGGAUAUGACCAGUUCAGAUAACUCCCGUUUGGACGAUCCCGGAAGUCCGACUCAACCGAACGAUGGCAAACAUUCUCUACUUCAAUUCGCCCUCUAUCACUUCCGGCAAAGCCCAGAAAAAUUCGAAAUGUUACGCCAUGAUGAUACGCUGCGUUCGGGAGCUGGAGACAUGCACAAUGUCAGCAAAUCGGAAAAGAAGAAGAGCAAAAGCAAAAAAUCCAAGGAUAGGCCCGACACAUCGGCCGGCUCCGACUGGACAUGGAAGGAGCAAGUGGAUCUGGUCAAAUUCACUAAAUCUCCUAUUCAGGCUUCGCUUCUACAACUGGACUCCAACGAGCUCAAUAAGUUGGCUUUGGAGGGUUUCCUAUCCAUCAUGAAGUACAUGGGUGAUUACCCUAUGGCCAAAGGCCAAUCCGAAGUUGAUAGUGUAUAUACCAUUCUAAUGAACUGUCAUAAACACGAGGCGCUACGUGAUGAGACUUAUUGUCAAAUCAUGAAACAGACAACCAACAACAAAUCAUCCCGUCCGGAUUCCUGCCAGCGAGGAUGGAGACUCUUCUCCAUCACGGCCGCUUAUUUCAGUUGCUCCGAAGUACUGAAACCUUAUUUGUUCAAGUACUUGGAGACGGCCGCCUACGAUAAGCGAAGAGCCUAUCACGGAACUGCAAUGGUGUGUUUGCAGAAUUUGCGCAAAACGUUGCGCUAUGGCGGCAGGAAGAACGUGCCCAGCAUCGAAGAGAUCACUGCCAUUACGGCUGGUCGCAACUCCAAACGACAGAUGUACCGACUACCUGGUGGAACGGAGCGUGUGAUCAACACCAAAUCCACCUCGGUCGUCCAGGACAUAAUCGAAGAGAUUUGUGGUGUAAUCAACGUCCGAUCCGAGCAGGAAAUGGAAGAAUAUUCGCUCUACUGUAUCGUGGAAGGUGAUACGUUCACCAUGCCGCUGGCAAGGGAAGAGUACAUCCUCGACGUCACCACCGAGCUGCAGAAGAACCAGCAAGUGUACUACCUGAUCUUCUGCCGUUCCGUCUGGCACUACCCGAUGCGGUUGGACAAUGCCCUGUACAUUGAAAUCGUCUUCAACCAGAUCGCGCCCGAUUACUUGGAGGGAUUGUUGCUGGUCAUGCCCGGCGAGCAGAUCUCUCAAGACUGUGUCUAUGACAUUGCGAAAGUUGCUGCUCUGCUUCAUCGCGCAGCAGAUUUAGAUCACAUGCCUACGAUGAAGGAGACCAAGUAUCUGUUGCCGAAACCGGCUCUCUCCGUUCGCGACAUCAAACCUCCACAGUGGGUCAAUCUGGUGCAGAGCUCUUGGAAAGAAGUUGAACAUUUUAAACCGUCUCAGGCCAAAGCUCAAGUUCUAGAGGUUUUGGAGAAAUGGUCACUGUUCGGUUCGAGUUUCUUCGCCGUCCGCCGCGAUGCGGAUCCACUCGAACGAUCUGAACACAUUUUAGCGCUCAACCGGAACGGCGUCCACUUCCUCGACGUCAUGACUCACGAAACUUUGAUGCACUAUCCUUAUUCCGAAGUGAUAUCGACUCGCAAAGUCAAGUCGGAAGAGGGUCCGCUUUUCCUGGACAUGAAGUGCGGCAAUUUGAUGCAGCAGCGCGUCACCCGAAUUCAAACGGACCAGGCUCACGAAAUUUCGCGCCUAAUCCGACAGUACAUCACCAUUCAACAACGCAUCCAGCAGCAGAACGUUAAAGAAGAGAGUAAUCUGGCUUCACGUUGAUUCAAUUUUGCCUGAUUACUAAAUAUCUUGGUAAAUAAAGAUAAAUUCGCAAGCAGAGUAAUGAAAAACGAAAGAUUACCAAAAAAAAAAAAAUUAAAAAUAAUAUAAAAUAAUGAAUAAACAUUGAAAGAAAAUUCUUUCAUAUUAGCCCUCUUUGAAAUAUUCUACGCUCCUAUCGGCCAUUGUGUAAUUUCUUUGUAAGAUUGGGACUAAUAUACAUUUUGUCAUAGU
Messenger RNA from Daphnia carinata, 10142 nucleotides. RefSeq names its product unconventional myosin-XV-like (gene Myo10A). Gene Ontology annotation, molecular function: protein binding; ATP binding; cytoskeletal motor activity. Gene Ontology annotation, cellular component: cytoskeleton; myosin complex. Lineage: Eukaryota; Metazoa; Arthropoda; Branchiopoda; Diplostraca; Daphniidae. The transcript has 46 exons. The record is from RefSeq and is a predicted model, not a curated record. The coding region runs from base 36 to 9911 and encodes 3291 amino acids.